Chlorella variabilis is the source of this 546-nucleotide messenger RNA. RefSeq lists its product as hypothetical. The record is from RefSeq and is a predicted model, not a curated record. Lineage: Eukaryota; Viridiplantae; Chlorophyta; Trebouxiophyceae; Chlorellales; Chlorellaceae. The annotation marks the transcript as partial. The transcript is spliced from 4 exons.
CUGUUCAUUACGUGGACAAAGGCCAGCCGUCUGGACGGCGACUACCGGCUGAGGGGCUGCAUAGGGACGCUGGAGCCUCGGCCAUUGCACUCGGCAGUGCGGGAUUAUACAUUGACGAGCGCAUUGCGAGACCGGCGCUUCAACCCCAUCCAGGCCAAGGAGCUGCCGUACUUGCGCUGCACCGUCUCGCUGCUGAGCUGCUUCGAGCAGGCGGCAACCUGGAGCGACUGGGAGAUUGGCGUGCAUGGUCUGAUUAUCGAGUUUGUGGAGCCUCACAGCAGCCAGCGGCGCACGGCCACCUUCCUCCCAGAGGUGGCAUCGCACGAGGGCUGGGACAAGCAGCAGACCAUCGACCAGCUCAUCCGCAAAGCCGGCUUCACCAGCACAGCGGUGACAGUCCGUAGCAGCCUACGGGUCACGCGUUACCAGUCCACAACCUGCAGCCUGACGUACGACGAAUACUGCAAGCUGAAGGACAGGGAGCAUGCAGGCAGCAAGGUGCUGCUGCACAAGCAGCAGCUGGUGACAGUCUCGGCAGCGCAGUAG